GCAAAAGUGGUGUGAGCUUAAUUUGAUGUAUGUAUGAGUGUGUGUCUUGGGUGUUUCAUAACCACACAUCCUAUUUAAUUAUUUUACAUAAAUUGAUUAUAUAAAAUAAAUUUUAAUAAUGCAAAGCAGUGUAAUAAAUAAUGUGGCUUCAACAUUAAAGCCCUUGGUUUUAAAAAAAUGUCACACAGCUUUACCAGCUUUAGCCAGUUGGACAUAUCGAAAUUAUUCUUCAAGUCAUGAUGCCGAUGUUGUCGUUAUUGGUGGCGGACCUGGGGGCUAUGUUGCCGCUAUUAAAGCUGCACAGUUGGGACUUAAAACGGUAUGCGUGGAGAAAAAUGAAACACUUGGAGGAACAUGUUUGAAUGUUGGAUGUAUCCCAUCAAAAGCUUUAUUAAACAAUUCUCAUUACUAUCAUAUGGCACAUUCUGGUGACUUGGCAAAUCGUGGAACAAUUGUAAGUGGAGUGCAGUUAAAUUUAGAUGCUUUGAUGGAUUCCAAAAGUAAAGCAGUAAAAGCUUUAACAGGCGGUAUAGCUGGUCUAUUUAAAAAGAAUAAAGUGACAUGGGUGAAUGGUCAUGGUAAAAUCACUAGUGCCAAUCAAGUAACCGCCACCAAAGCCGAUGGUAGUCAAGAGGUUGUCAAUGCUAAAAAUAUAAUUAUUGCAACUGGAUCUGAAGUCACACCAUUUCCUGGUAUUACAAUUGAUGAAGACACUAUUGUUUCGUCAACCGGUGCAUUGUCUUUGAAACAAGUGCCUAAAAAAUUAGUUGUUAUUGGAGCUGGUGUAAUUGGAUUAGAAUUGGGAUCUGUCUGGGGUCGAUUAGGUGCAGAGGUUACUGCAGUUGAAUUUAUGGACACUAUUGGAGGCAUGGGAAUUGAUAAUGAGGUAUCAAAAUCUUUCGAAAAAAUUCUUGUAAAACAAGGAUUUAAAUUUAAAUUAGGAACAAAAGUAACCGGUGCAGAAAAAAGUGGCAAUGGAAUCAUUGUAACAAUUGAAGAUGGAAAAGACGCUAGUAAAAAAGAUCAAUUGGAAUGUGAUGCAUUGUUGGUAUGUGUUGGCCGGCGACCAUAUACAGAAGGAUUAGGAUUGUCCGAAUUAGGUAUUCAAGUUGAUAAUAAAGGUCGCAUUCCAGUUAAUGAACGAUUCCAAACAGUGAUUCCAAGUAUAUACGCUAUUGGUGAUUGUAUUCCUGGACCAAUGUUAGCUCACAAAGCUGAAGAUGAGGGUAUCAUUUGUGUGGAAGGUAUUCAAGGUGGUCACGUUCAUAUCGAUUACAAUUGUAUACCAUCUGUAGUUUAUACGCAUCCAGAAGUUGCAUGGGUUGGACACACAGAAGAAUCAUUGAAGAAAGAAGGUAUUGAAUACAAAGUGGGUAAAUUUCCAUUCUUGGCUAAUUCACGAGCAAAAACCAAUAACGAAACAGAUGGAUUUGUUAAAGUACUAGCAGAUAAGAAUACAGAUAGAAUUUUGGGUACACACAUUAUUGGUCCAGGUGCUGGAGAGUUAAUUAAUGAGGCUGUAUUGGCACAAGAAUAUGGUGCAUGUGCUGAAGAUGUUGCGCGAUCAUGUCAUGCUCAUCCGACAUGUUCUGAAGCAUUAAAAGAAGCAUAUGUAGCAGCUGCAUUUGGAAAACCUAUUAAUUUCUAAAAUAUUUAAAUAAAAAAAAUAUAUUGGAAAUUCAUUUUUUUUAAAUAAAUAAUAUUUAUUAGAACAAUAAUGUAUGGUUACGUUGUAUUACCGCCAGGUAUCAUCUAGAUAAAAUCUCUUGUACAUAGAAACAAAAAACAAUGUUGUUUUAAUAAUUAAAAUAAUGUAUUGUUUUUUUUUAUUUUUAUCAUUUUAAUUUACAAUAAUAA
Molecule: messenger RNA, 1857 nt
Organism: Chrysoperla carnea
Lineage: Eukaryota; Metazoa; Arthropoda; Insecta; Neuroptera; Chrysopidae
Product: dihydrolipoyl dehydrogenase, mitochondrial
Exons: 8
Coding region: 119-1648 (509 amino acids)
Cellular component (GO): mitochondrion; oxoglutarate dehydrogenase complex
Molecular function (GO): flavin adenine dinucleotide binding; dihydrolipoyl dehydrogenase (NADH) activity
Source: RefSeq, a predicted model, not a curated record